This is a messenger RNA of Brassica napus (rape), 2560 nucleotides long. RefSeq names its product putative defensin-like protein 121. The transcript has 2 exons. Lineage: Eukaryota; Viridiplantae; Streptophyta; Magnoliopsida; Brassicales; Brassicaceae. The record is from RefSeq and is a predicted model, not a curated record. The coding region runs from base 158 to 382 and encodes 74 amino acids.
UUUGUUUCCCUAUUUUAUUUCAUUCCAUAUACCAUUUUUGUAAAUAUAUAUAUAUAUAUAUACCUAACUCUAUAAAUAUAAUAUGUGUGUACACUACCAUUACCCAUUAUAUUGCUUUAUUCUUUAAGAAAAUUCUCUCCAAACUGUAUCGUCAAAAAUGACUAAAGCCUCUAUUGUUGCUUUCUUCAUGAUCAUCUUCCUUCUAGGAAUAUCAAUGCAGGAAACUCAAGGACAGCAAAUGUGUCACGAUCUUGCAAUAAAAUCGAACUGUAAUGAUGGCGCAUGUACCAAUCUGUGUAAGCUGAAAUGGAAUGGAAGCGGCUCGUGCUUUCAAAACCAACAAGUUUUCAGUUGUUUAUGCAAUUUUAUUUGCAAAUUUUAAAUUUAUUUAUUUUUACCUACAUGUUGCAAUUUAUAAUUUAUCUAUUUAAAUUUAUAGUUAAGAGUAAUAAUAUUUUAUUUUGGCGUUUAUUUAAUUUUAUAUGGUUCCGUUUUCUAGCGGGAACGAAAAGGGUUUCUGUUGAAAUCAAUUAAAUAAAAAGACAAAUAAUUCCAUUACAAAAGCAUGAGUAAGCGCACUCUGUUUUGCUUAUAUUAUAACUUUUAGCUUACAUAACGAAGCUAUUAUUACAUACAUACUACCACAUAGAACCAUUAAGAUGCUUAUUCAAAGUCGCCUACCACCUGGAAUCUUAAUCCAUUCAAGCUGAAUCUCGACUUCACCGCACUCGACAUUCCUCACUCAACACAAGAAUCAUGUCCUGAACGAUCUUGCCAUUAUGAUGGAAGUUUCUGCUCUCUUCAGACAAGCAGUUUCUCUGGUGGGCAGGACUCUCUUGAUCUCUGUUCCACCUUGAAGUUCUUGCAAACCUCUAGUUUAUGAACCUCUAGGAACGGCUUGAUAAUGAUCUGCGCAUCUCCCAUCUUAUCGUGCGAUGUAAAUGUAUCUUUACCAUACACUAUCUGCACUCAUAAUAAAUCAUUUAGAAACACUGUUAGACAGUAUAAUACCUUGGAACUUGAGAUGGAUCUUGGUUAUUUUUUCUGACAAUGUAGAAAAGCUAACAUCGUUGACCUAUCUUUGCGUUUGUUGGUGCAACGCUAUGCAUUUCUUGUUGUUGCCAUUGUAUUUCUCUGUUUCUUGUUCCCAUUAUAUUGCUGUCCAAAACUGAAAAAUUGAUAAUAAUAUCUGUACAUUUUUACCAAAAUAAAAAAGAACGCUAUGCAUUUUCAUUACACUUCAAAAAAGCAAUCCUGCAAAAAGUUUGUGUAGAUAUACAAAUACAAAUUCAUCUAUCAAGAUCCAUAUAUUUUGAAAUUCGAUGUGGAUCACGAGCUAACUCUCAUGUAGGCUUAGGUAUUUUGGGUAAUAUUUCAGUUAGAGUCGGUUAUUUCGAGUAUUUCGGUUUGGAUAUUUUUGGAUUAUCGUCAGUUCGGAUAAUAAAACUAGGAACCGGCUAAUACCUGGAAAAAAAUCAGAUAUCCUUAGGUUCUGGCUCGGUUAUUUCGGGUAAUUAGGAUAUAAUAUUGGAUAUUUUGAGUAAAAUAUCGCGUAAUCCAGAUUAUUCAGAUAAAAUAUCGGAUAAUUCAGAUUAUUUUAAUUAAAAUUACCUUGAUACUUUUGAAUCAUUUUAGAUAGUUCGGAUAAAUUUUUCUUUCAAAUAUUUUUCGAUUUAGUAGAUUUCAAAUUAUAUAGAUAUAAAUUUGUUCGGGUUAUGGUUCAGUUUCAAUUUGGUAUAGAUAUUUCGGAUAAAUAAACAUAUGAAUCUCUUGUAUAUUUAAAAUUUUCAAUCCAGUUCUGGUUUCAGUUAUUUUGUUUUGAUUAAGCUCUUAGUAAAAUGGCACACCUACUCUUAGGACUUAAUUGGUUGGUGUUAUAGCUUUAAGUUUUUUGCUUUAGUGUUUCGGUUGUAGAUUUUGGAAGUGAUUUUAAUUUUUUCUUGUUGAUAUUUAUUUCCAAAGAUAUUCAAAUCAAUAAAUAAAAUCAAAUGAAUCAAGUAGUAUAACUAAAAAGCGCUAAAACUGUAGCUUUAUGUGAUGGUUGCGAGUGUUCUACACAGUCUGAGUUCUCUACGACAAUAAUAGCAAAACAAUCAAGUUUUAGUACAAAAAUCUAAAGCUAUAGCCUAACUUUUUUUAAAAAAAAUAUUGGCUCUAGAAAUCAAAGUUUUAUAGCUUUAUGGGCUUGAUUAGUUGGUGCCGUGGUCUUAGUUCUUUCUUUAGAAUUUAGGCGGUAGAUACUUUGACUGUGACUUUAUAUGUUUUUUGCGGUGAUUUAUUUUCAAAGACAUUAAGCACUAAAUACAAGUUUUAGAAAAAAUAAAUCAUAACUGUUUCACAAAAUAUUUUUACACAAUUUUUACGGCUCUUUCCAAUCACCCUAUAUUUAUUGAUUUUAAAACUUUGAAAUAAUUCUACAUCAGUAAAAUCGAAAGUUGCAGCGAUAAAAUCUACUGUUUAGAGUUUAAAGUAAAAAAUUUGAAGCUACACUCUCUGCCAAUCAAAUCUUUAAAUUAAGGAUUUGUUUUAUUUCUUUAAGAGUAAAAAAAGAUAUAUAUAU